This is a messenger RNA of Lates calcarifer (barramundi perch), 1131 nucleotides long. Its product is annotated as E3 ubiquitin-protein ligase znrf1-like. The transcript has a single exon. The annotation marks the transcript as partial. Lineage: Eukaryota; Metazoa; Chordata; Actinopteri; Centropomidae. The record is from RefSeq and is a predicted model, not a curated record.
CUGAGCGUCUCCAUUGUCUGGCCAGUAGCAGCAGCACCAGCAGCGGCGACGGCGGAGCGGAGGGGAGCGGAGCGCAGCGCCGUUGUGAGCGCAGGGGAGCUGCAUCACCGUGACCCCAAUCUCUGGGUAAAAGGGACCGCUGAUCGUAGACCACCGGACCCAACAGACAGAGCGGACGGCGACGUCAUAUAUAUAUAUUUUUUUCCAUCGACAGACCGUCAGUGUUUGGCGGUCAGACAGGUAGCAACAGUUGUCACGAUGUCUGAGAUCAGAUGAGGCCAGAGCGGCGGAGAGUACAUAGUGGCGCUGUUGUGAUUCGGGCCGGGUGGGUUAAACGCUUUGCUGCCGCGUCCCGCCUGCAAUGAUACAGCCGUCUUAAUCACCUCGGACGGCGAAGGGAGUGUUGUGUACAUCUGUUUGUCAUUCUGGGCUUUCGCCGUCGGUCUGCUCGUCAGCCAUCCCCGGUUGUGUCGAGAUUUUGUCUGCUGGUGAGGUGAAUCCAGACGUCAGGGGUGGCUCAUGUUCGGCUCAGCAGGGAAACGGGCUGUUGCGUCUGCAGAGAGUCAGAGCUGACGAGCCUGCUGAGACACACGGGCAGACAGACAGGAAGGCCGAGAGACAGACAGGAGCGAGGGGAGGGGGCGACAGCCUGUUUCGGCUCUCUCGACCCUUUGCGGAUCGAGCCGAGCCCCCUCCUGUUUCCACCCAGAACCCCCACCCAUUUGUCUCCCGCUUUGGAUGGGGGGAAAGCAGAGCACGGCGGGGCGGCCCCGGGGUGCUUUUCCCGGUGUCUCUACGGAUGACAGCGCUGUGCCACCCUCGGCCCACUUCGGCCACUACCGGCCGAGCGGCACCAUGGGCCUGCGAAGCCGUUCAGUGAGCUCUGUUGCCGGGAUGGGCAUCGAUCACAGUCCCGCCGUGCCCUUCGGCUUCUACACCCCUAGAGGGACGGACUCGGAUCGAGCUGGAGGGGGGUCAGGGGGUACUACAGCCGCCCCCACGGUACCGGUUACCAGGACACUGGGGGCGGAGGGCAUCACACGGACGGGGUGCUCUAUCUGGGGUCCCGGGGGUCGCUGGCUGACGCCUUGCCCUUGCACAUCGCACCCCGCUGGUUCAGCGCGCACAGCG